AUGUUGACAUCUGAAUCUUACAUUGAAGAAUCUUCAUCAUCAGCUUCUGAAGUUGAAGAAGUAUCAGAUUAUGAACUUGAAGUAGAGGAGUUUGAAUUGCUAUCGGAUGGAGCGUCUCAUGGCCAUGUUUCUAGUGCUAGCAAGAAAAAUAUUGCUAGUUUAUCGGCACCUGAACCGUACGGUAAUGAGCCUAUUGCAGAUGAAGAAUGGGUUCAAAAUUAUGUAGAAAGAAAGGAAAAGAAAAAAGUUAACGUGAAUGCCCUGCAAGAGAGAUUGGACAAGAAAAUUCCCAUUACAGGUGAGUUAUAA
This is a messenger RNA of Paramuricea clavata, 309 nucleotides long. The record is from the annotation of a GenBank genome assembly. NCBI's taxonomy places the organism in Eukaryota, Metazoa, Cnidaria, Anthozoa, Malacalcyonacea, Plexauridae.